AUGGCACUAGUAUCAUAUUCAGAUUCUGAAGGCUCAGAUUCAGAAUCUACACCUGAGUUACCCAAGAAGAAGAAAGCAGCUCCCGCUACACUUUCCACUACCCUCGAGCCGAGUUUCCAAAGCCUCACUGAUCGAGGGAAUCGGCGCAAGAUCCUCGUGAGCCUGCCCGACGCAGACAAACAUACUACGUCUGAUGCUCAGCGAAAUGACGGCGACGAUAACGGCGAUGAUGGUGACGGUCCUGCGAGAAAACGUCCCAGAAUAGGUACUCAGAGCGGUGGCGGCGGUGCGUUUUCGUCCUUCAACUCUUUACUCCCGGCACCGAAGCGGAAGGGACCGGUUAGGCCUGGAAUGGAUAAGAAGGGUGAUGGAACGGGAGCGCCUGUACGCAAGGUUUUUGCCUUGAAGACGGGGCCGGAACCGGGGUUUGACCGGCAAGCUGACCACCAGAUGAGGUGGGAUCUUAGUAAUGGGGAUGUUGAUUCUGGGGCAAUUGGGGGGGUUGUUAGGGAUGGAAGGGAUGGUGCAUUUGGCGAUGGGAUAACUGAAUCUACCAAAGAGAAGGUUGAGAAACUGGCUGUUAAGCCGAAGGGAAAUGCGAUGAUGUUCAAGCCUUUGUCUGUGGCUAGGGCUACGACCAUGAAGAAGGCUAUGAGGAAAACGGCGAUGUCGCUACCUGGGACUACGUCGCCGUCGGGAGCUGGAGGGAGGCCAGCGACUGAAACAGCAUUAACACUUGGGCAGGGAAAAGCUGAAGAUACCAUAUCUAAUGCGGGCCCGAAGCCAAAAGUUAGUCUCUUUGGGCUUGGGAAGGAAGAUGAACAAGCCCCGUCCGUUUCACAGCCCUCCUCCAGCCCGUAUGUACCUUUGGUAUACAGCACGACAGAUCCCUCUACUACUUCAACCAUUGAAUCCUCCGGACUCACUGACCCCACCGUACCCGCCGAAACCACUGAACCCGGACCCCAAAAUCAACCACAAACCCUCGCCAGCAUAGCCGAUGAUUUGAAUCUCACCCCUGCUCAGAAACGUCAGCUGUUUGGCCGUCAAGGCCUCUCCAUAUCCUCAUCAAGUGCCACUGGUGAAAAACAAUCGAACCCUAACAUCAUAACCUUCAACACAGAUCAAGAGUACUCCUCCAACAACGCAUUCCUAUUGUCAGCAUCUGACGCAGAACUGGCUGCCCAGCAACACAACCCCGUUCGCUCAAUUGCGCCGGGUAAGCACAGCUUGCAGCAGCUGGUUAAUGCGGUAAGUAAUCAGCGCGAUGCACUGGAGGAGAGCUUUGCAGCUGGCAAGAGGAAUAAGCGAGAGGCGGGGAGUAAGUAUGGAUGGUAA
This is a messenger RNA of Histoplasma capsulatum G186AR, 1338 nucleotides long. RefSeq lists its product as uncharacterized. Gene Ontology annotation, cellular component: nucleus. NCBI's taxonomy places the organism in Eukaryota, Fungi, Ascomycota, Eurotiomycetes, Onygenales, Ajellomycetaceae. The record is from RefSeq and is a predicted model, not a curated record. Bases 1 to 1338 code for a protein of 445 amino acids. The transcript has a single exon.